Molecule: messenger RNA, 864 nt
Organism: Rasamsonia emersonii CBS 393.64
Lineage: Eukaryota; Fungi; Ascomycota; Eurotiomycetes; Eurotiales; Trichocomaceae
Product: RTA1 domain protein
Exons: 3
Coding region: 1-864 (287 amino acids)
Cellular component (GO): fungal-type vacuole; plasma membrane
Source: RefSeq, a predicted model, not a curated record
AUGAGUUCUGCUCCCCUCAACGUGACUGCCUUGCUCCAGGAAUACCCUCCGGAAACAUGCACGCUGCAGACGUGCCCUGCCGUCCUCGCCACCGUCCAAUACGUCCCCUCCCUGCCAGGAAAUGCCACCUACCUCGCCAUCUUCGUAGUUCUAUUGAUUGUGCAUCUCUUCCUCGGCAUCCGGUACCGGACCUGGGGAUUCCUCGGAGGCAUGAUGGGCGGCAUCAUCCUGGAGAUCAUCGGCUACGGGGCCCGUAUUGGGAUGCACAACAACCAAUUUGUCAAGGAUCCCUUCUUUGCAUACCUGAUCACCCUCACUAUCGGGCCAGCCUUCCUUUCCGCAUCCAUCUAUCUCUGUUUAGGAAGGAUCGUGACCGCCUACGGCGCUCAUCUGUCGCGCUUCAAGCCUCGCACCUACACCAUUGUGUUUGUUACCUGCGACAUCCUCUCUUUGAGCCUGCAGGCAGUCGGCGGAGCCAUUGCCGCUGAUGGCGGUCAACCAGACGAUGAGAAGCUCGGCGAACACAUCAUGCUCGCUGGUCUCAUAUUCCAAGUCAUCUCUCUGGUCCUCUUCUCGGUCUUGUGCAUCGACUUUGGGCUACGGGUGAGAAAGUCCCCGAUGCAGAGGAACCAGGCGCUCGCCUUUGUUACCGGAAGUUUCAAGUUCAUGGCUUUCCUCUGGAGCCCCAUGAUCAUGCUGGCCGUGGUCGUGCUGGCCGUGUACCAUCCGGGCUACGCCUUUGAUAACGAAUGGGCGGCUGCGAGCUGGUCGUUCCGCAGCGACAAGAAGGCUGGCACGUACAGCCUGUGCAGCGGCAAGUCGGAAGGAGGCAGCAUGGACUCUCGAAUCGGGUCGUAUGUUUGA